Molecule: messenger RNA, 1936 nt
Organism: Delphinapterus leucas (beluga whale)
Lineage: Eukaryota; Metazoa; Chordata; Mammalia; Artiodactyla; Monodontidae
Source: RefSeq, a predicted model, not a curated record
CACACACACACACACACACACUCUUCCACUGCCGCUCUGCAGACUGCGUCCCUCACCCCACACAAUCCCACCUGGGACUGGCAGCUGCCCUUCAGACCAGCCCAGAUCAUUCCUACCGACUGAGACCCCUGCUUUCCUUGUCCCAGGAAUGACCCGAUCAUUCCCAUCCUGCGCCACCCUCCCAGCUAUCUGUCCCCCUAGAGUGGCCGUGGGCAGGGAGGGAGCCGCCCCCUGCAGCAGACAUGCCUGGGGGCCCAGCCUGCUCUGACACCUCCCAUGUCACCCUGAGCAAGACGUGACCAAGUCUCAGGGUCCUUAAGUCAAGUGGGGAAAAUCACUCCGCAGUGAUGGGAAUUUAUAUGCUCAUAGAAUGGACAUGGGGGGGUCUUUUGGGGGAGGAUGAUGGAAAUGGUCUAAAAUUGGAUUGUGGGACUUCCCUGGUGUUCCAGUGGUCAAGACUGAAUGCUUCCAAUGCAGGGGGUGUGGGUUUGAUCCAUGGUUGGGGAACGAAGAUCCCACAUGCAGUGCAGCCAAAAAAAAAUUGUAUUGUGGUGAUGGUUGCACAACUUUGCAAGUUUAAAAAAAAAAAAGUACUGAAUUGAGCAACAAAAAUGAGUGAAUUAUGUGAUGUGACGAUUUUCACGUAAUGGAUGCUGAGACUCUGCUCUUACCCAUCCCAGGGACCCUGCCCAGUCGCUCCACCAGGGCUGAGCCCGACUCUGUAAGCCCCCAGGGGUGGCCUGUGACCAUUGUGUGCAGGGGCCCUGCUGGGGCUGAGGAAUUCCGUCUGGAGAGGAAGGAAGAUAGGAGUGACUUCAAGGAUGAGAAAACUGUGUUUCAAAUUGGUCCAAACCAGACAGAGGCCAGAUUCGGCAUCACCGCUGUGAAUGGAGACACUGCCCAGCAUUAUCAGUGCCUCUAUCGAAAAGGUGAUCACUGGUCUGAGCCCAGUGAGCCCCUGGAGCAGGUGGUGACAGGCCUGCCGACAGAGCAUCUUUAUAUUCUCAUUGGGGUCCCUGUGGCCUUUCUCCUUUGUCUCCUUCUCCUGGGCCUUUUCCUCCUCCAUCGUCGGCACGAGAGAACACGGGGGCCCCCAAGAAGCAAAGGUGAGGAGCAGAGGCCCCAGGAGAGGCUCAGCCCAGCUGUUGACGUCGCAGAUGGGACACCAGAUCUGGCCACUGUCGACAGACUUCCUGAGAAGAGUGGGGAAGUGGACACCUCAGCCUCUGCUGCAGGAGGUCCCCAGGAGGUGAUAUAUGCCCAGCUGGACCACCCGGCCCUCACACAGAGGGUGGGCAGAGCUGUGUCCACACUGUCCACAGAGCCCACAGCCAAGUCCAGCAUGUAUGCAGCCCUUGCCAGAAACUGACCCCAGGCCCACCUGGCCUCUGCACUAAAGACACAGGAGGGCACUCUUGCAAAAGCCUGCAGUGGACAUUUGGAAGGUUUCCCUGUGGAAUCGGCCCUUCCUGAAGUCAUCCGGUCAAUUCUCCUGCUGGCAAGAGCUGGAGUCCUGAGACCCCCAAUCAACUUCUAGGAGAUUCAUUCACCAUGUGGCCCCUCCCACAAUCAACUAGCUCCUUGGAGAGGACGUGUAGCACUUGUUUCAGAGACCCAGCUGUGGUCCCUUGGCUGUUUCCAGAGACCCAGCUAUAGUGCUUGGCUGUUUCCAGAGACCCAGCUGCAGUCUCUUGGCUGUUUCUAGAGACCCAGCUAUGGUCCUACAGUCACCCAGCUGAUUCCAGAUAUGUUCUGUGAAUCCUCCCCUGCCCCCAAAGAUCUGUUUUGUUUUCUCAGCUGAUUGUACAAGCCUUCCUAGAGUUCAGGUGUUGAUCCUGACUCUGGGCUAUACUUAUGCAGCUCAGUGCUGAUACCCUGUUUUCUGGAUCAUGCUUCGCCUUGUUCAUCAAUAAAUGUCCUCACAGGCCCAACUGCA